Molecule: messenger RNA, 744 nt
Organism: Culex quinquefasciatus (southern house mosquito)
Lineage: Eukaryota; Metazoa; Arthropoda; Insecta; Diptera; Culicidae
Product: vitelline membrane protein 15a-1-like
Exons: 1
Coding region: 48-491 (147 amino acids)
Source: RefSeq, a predicted model, not a curated record
UGUGUUCCAGAAUCAACUAGCAGCUCUCCAGCAAACAAUCCUUCAAGAUGAAGUCCUUCUGCGUUGCCGCCCUCUUCGUGAUCAGCUCGGUGCUGGCCGUUCCGGUGUACGAGUCAGCUGCCCCGGCCUACGGUGGCCACGGCGGAGGACACGGUGGAGCUGCCCACGGACCGGUGUCGGUGCACACGUACGCUGCCAAGGCCCCGGCUGUCAAGUGCGGAGCUAACCUGCUGGUCGGCUGCGCUCCCCACGUUGCCCACGUGCCCUGCGUCCCCAGCCACGGCGGAUACGGAGGUCAUGCUGCGGGAGGUUACGGUGGACACGCCGCCGGAGGAUACGGCGGACACGGUGCCAGCCACGGCGGAUACGCCGCUCCGGCUGCCCAUGGCGGUUACGCCGCCCCAGCUGCCCACGGAGGAUACGCCGCUCCGGCUCCGGCUUACGGCGGUGGCCACGGAGGAUACCGUGCCUCGGACAGCGACGACGAGUAAAGCUCGAACCGCCCCUGGGAAUCGGAACGCAACGGAUGAGAGGCUAAAGACUACGACAGCUAUGAGAGAGCGAGAGCGCAAGUGAGGAAGAGAGGAUGAGAGCGAAAGAGUGUGAGCAGAGCGGCGCGGAAGCAGUGACACCAGUUCGCUUGGAUGAACGGAUGAACUUUGGAAUGAACUACGAUUUUCUCUUUGUAUCUGUUAGAAUUGGUUAAGACUUGGUGUGAUAAUAAAUGCAAUGAGGAAAGUUAAA